UCCAAAGCUCGUCAUCGAUAACUAUCUAUAAUAAUAAAUGUUUUGGUUUUUGAUUCAUUUAAUAUUAAAUGGUUUUUGGACUUUUAUCUUAGCUUUUUUUCAGUUACAUAAUAAUCUGCUUUGGACAAAAUUAGUAGCUAAAACUGACGUCGGCAAUGCCUGUUUUUCUUGAAGAUUUCAGUUUCUCAUUAAGUAGUGUUUACAUUUUUUUUUCCUUCUCUACUUAUCAAUAUUCUCAAGUUCAAAGCCUUCUUGCAGCAUCUUGGUUCUGAUUUCCGAUCGGUUUGUGCACAAAAAUCAAAUGGAUAGUUUUGAAUGGGAUAAUUUUACAGACACUUCCUCUUCAUGGAGAAAUCAGCAUCAGGAUAUUCAAGAAAACUUGAUAAUUUCCGAGUCGAAUGGUUGUCUUUCAAACUAUUUUUUAAGUCCAAUUCAACCGCUCCAAAAAAUUGAGAUGAUUCAGCAGUUGGGUUCUUCAAACUGGAAUAUGUCGACAAUGACUCCAAAAUCGACAAGCUGUGGAGUCGCCAUUAAUGGCCAUAUGAGUUCUUCCGCUGAAGUUAAUAGGCCUAAUUCUACAAUGAUUAAUCAACAAAAUUGCCUCAGUGCUGAAUUCGGCCUGGAAAAUCGACAAGUUUUUGGUGGUCUUCAAGAAAUCAAGGCUGGAAUUUCGAAUCCGGGCUCUCUAGAAUCCAUUGAUUGCUUGUUAUCAACAACCAACAGCAAACCAGACACAUCAGUUGAAGAUGAUGGGAUUUCCAUGCUUUUCUCUGAUAGCAAAGAUUUGUGGAAUCCAAAUUCAAGCGCCCUCAUCAAAUCGGACGGCACAUCUGCAUCCACUGUAAAACAUUACACCAAUAGAACAGUAUCACGAGCUUCGACUGAUGAAUAUGUCAUUCAAUCCAGUUUUUCAGGUGCUAAUAAUAAGCCUAAUCCCAACAAGAGAAGCAGAUCAGAAAGUCAACUAAUCAAACCAAAUGGAUUACAGUACCAAAAUCUUGAUUUUCAUCAGUCAAAUCAUUCGUCUAAUCCUCAGAAAUCUAAGAAGCCCAGAUCAGAUUAUUAUUCAAAUUCGUCAAACAUAAACUUCCAGCAGCCUACCUUAUCUGCAUCCUCCAUGGAUGAACCCGAUUCAGAAGCCAUCGCUCAAAUGAAAGAGAUGAUUUAUCAGGCUGCUGCCUUCAGGCCGGUGAAUUUUGGUGUUGAGGCGGUCGAGAAGCCCAAAAGAAAGAACGUAAAAAUAUCAACUGAUCCACAAACCGUCGCUGCAAGACAAAGGAGGGAAAGAAUAAGUGAAAGAAUUAGGGUUUUGCAGGGACUAGUCCCAGGAGGAAGCAAAAUGGACACUGCAUCAAUGCUUGAUGAAGCUGCAAAUUAUCUCAAGUUCCUAAGAUCACAAGUUAAAGCACUUGAAGGAUUAGGCCAGAAGAUUGACACUACUGUCAAUUUCUCUACAAUUACUAAUCCUGUUUUCUACACAUUCAACCCUCCAUUUGCCAUGCAAAAUCAGCUAUCUCUGCAGAACCCUAACCCAAUCUACCAAUCAAAAAGUUGAGAUUUUCUGAUUUUUUUUUUUCCUUCGUGAUCUAGAUAUCAUGUUCUGAUGUUAAUCAACCAUGUAUUUUUCCCAAAAUCUAAUCUUUGUAAUCAUAGUAAUCAUCAUUAACUCAUUAUGAUGUAACUUUGAAAAUCAUUAAUCUUUACUGCCUCAAA
Olea europaea var. sylvestris is the source of this 1713-nucleotide messenger RNA. Its product is annotated as transcription factor bHLH87. The record is from RefSeq and is a predicted model, not a curated record. The transcript is spliced from 2 exons. Lineage: Eukaryota; Viridiplantae; Streptophyta; Magnoliopsida; Lamiales; Oleaceae. Gene Ontology annotation, biological process: regulation of DNA-templated transcription. Gene Ontology annotation, molecular function: DNA-binding transcription factor activity; protein dimerization activity. Bases 302 to 1555 code for a protein of 417 amino acids.